GCCGAGGAGGAGGAGGAGAAGGAGAAAGUAGGGGAGGAGGAGGAGGAAUUAUUGGAGGAGGGGGAAGUAGGAGGGGAGGAGGAGGUGGAGGAGGAGGAUAGGAGGAAGUAGGGAAGGAGGAGGAGGAGGAGGAGGAGGAGGAAGGGGAGGAGGAGGAGGCGUUUGCGGUUGUUGUAGCUAUGGCAGUGAUGGCAUCGCCGUGGAUAUGCAGCAGCCGUGUCAGGUCUCAUGGUUCCGACCUGGUUCUUCGCUCGUCAAAGGGGGAUCUUCCUCGAUUGAUUGCUAAUCAAGAUGGAUUUCCAUUGAUUCUGACGAAGGAGAGAGAUCGAGUUAUGGCGAGUCGUUAUGAGAAAGGGAAGGAUGAGGACGGAUCUGCAAUCUGUGCAAUUGAGCGACGGAAGUGUUGGGGGGGAGGAGGAGGAGCAGCAGUAGCAGGAGCAGAUGGAGGAGGAAGAGGAUGGGGAGGUGGAGUCGUUGGUGCUGGGGUAUAUCUGCUGCAACGGCAGUCACGUGAGCGAUCGGUAUCCCGACUCAAGUCGAGUUGCGGCAAUCGGGACGGACUCACGAUACUCUCAUCCUUGAGUCGGAGGGAAAGACUUAGUUCGCUGAGAGAAGCGGGAGGAGGAGGAACAGAUGCUAGCGAAGGAGGAGGAAGAGGAGGAGGAGGAGGAGCAGGUGGUGGUUUCAGUGAUGGCGGACUGUUGGCUGAUGUAAUGGAGUUUGGAGGAGGAUGGAGAGGAGGAGGAGGAGAGGGAGAGCGAGCAAGGGUGGUGAUGCGGGGCAGGGCGGAGUCCGGAUCGCCGGGAUGUCCCACCGAGCAGAGGGAAAAUGGUAGCAACCUGACGCCGACGACAGUGACGAGAGAGAGGGAGAGGGAGAGGGAGAGGGAGGCGGAGCCGACGUUCUCCUGCGCUGGAAGAAAGGGUGUGGAGAAGGACGAAGGUGCAGGCGAAGGAGAGCAGCAGCACCAAUCAGCUGCCUCGGCCACGUGGAUCUCCGAUCAAUCAGAUGUGACAGGCUUGAGAGGGAAGGAGAAGCCCAUGGCCGCCGUCGUCGCCGACAUCGGCGUGCGUUGCGAUCCCGAUGACCGGACGAGAUACACCCUUUCCUCGUCCUCCUCCUUCUCCUCCUCUUCUUCCUCCUCUUCCUCCGCUUCCUCCUCCUCCUCCUCUUCUUCCUCCUCUUCCUCCUCUUCCUCGUCUUCAGCAUUGUGUUCUAAAAAUAGCAUCAGCUCCAUCGACUCCAGUCAGCAAGGGAAGCAGCAACCAGGAGGAGGAGUUGAAGAAGCCUUGGCUGCGGGAGAUCGAAUCUCAGACAUUCCCAUCGAUAUUAUAUUCACAUCUGAUCUCAUAAGGGCACAAAUGACCGCCAUGCUGGCAAUGACACGUCACCGAUCUACGAAAACUCCUAUCGUUAUGCCACUCUCGUCAUUGCAAAGCAGCGCGCCGACGAAGAUGCCUACGACCGGUAGCAAUGACGCCGACCGUCACGCCGUCUCCGACCGCGGCACCGACCAGGUCGUGCACGACCGUCAUCGGCAGCGGUCUACUCCUUCGAGGUGGGUAUCCCCGGCGGCCUCAGCCGACGACGUUGACGACAACAAAAUUGGCAGUGGCGCUCGCCAAGUGCAAAAGCUCAAUGACAAGGCGAGCAUCACGGCUGAAUUUGAUGCUGAUGUCAACAUAAAAGACCGUCAUGCUGACGAUGCUGAACACGCUGGUCAUCAGGGUGGAAGAGGCGGUAGUCAAGGAGGAAGAGGAGGAGGAGGGACUACUAGCAGCAGCAGCAGCAGCAGAGGCAGCAUCGGCAACCCGUCUGCUGCCGCCGAUCAUAUGGUGACCGUAGAUGGAGUUGAUGGGGGGGGGCAUCAAGGGAUCGUCGACGGGAUGGAGGAGGGGGAGGAGAUGAUGGGGAUGAGCGGCGGCGGGGUCUGCGGAUCGCGGGCGCAAUGGGGGAAGAUUAGCGGCAAGCAAGCGGUCGAGAGUUCGAUUCCCGUGGUCAAAGCUUGGCAGCUGAACGAAAGGAUGUACGGCGAUCUUCAAGGGCUUAACAAGACGAUGACGGCGGAGAAGUACGGGGAGGAGAAGGUCCGGCUAUGGCGGCGGAGCUACGACGUUCCCCCUCCGGCGGGCGAGAGUCUGGAAAUGACCGCGAGUCGCGCCGUGGCCUUCUACAGGCGACACGUGGAGCCGCAGCUGCGCGCCGGAAAGAACGUCCUGAUCGCUGCUCAUGGCAAUUCCCUCAGAGCUAUCAUCAUGUACCUGGAGGGACUUAGCCGCGAGGAGGUUGUGCAGCUUGAGCUAUACACAGGAGUGCCAAUGCUGUACUUGUACGAAACACAGCCGCAACAAGAAAGCGGAGGAACUAGCGGAGUUGAUGUGGAAGGGGAAAGAGGAGGAGGGGGAGGAGCAGGGAAAGGAAAUGGUUGGGGUGUGUUUAGAGAACUAAAGGAGGAAGAAGACUUACAGGGGACGGAGAAGAAGAGGGAGCUGCGACGAGAAAGCUGCCUAAGCGGAGGAACGCGAGGAAGGUAUUCUGAAGUGGAGAAUGGAAGAGGAGGAGGAGGAGGAGAAGGGGAUGGAAAUGGUGAAGGAGUGGUGGGAAAAGAAAGGAAGGAACAGGUCUUAGCGGGGACGCCGGAGAAGGAGGUGAUGGUCAUUAGGAGAGGGAGUCCGCUUCCGGGAAGGUAUUCUGAAGUGAAGAUUGGAGGAGGAGGAGGAGGAGGAGGAGGAGGAGGAGGAGGGGAUGUAAAUGGUGAAGGAGUGGUGGGAAUAGGAAGGAAGGAACAGGUCUUUGCAGGGAAGGAGGAGAAGGAGGUAGUGGUCAUUAGGAGAGGGAGUCCGCUUCCCCACCAUGUCUAUGGUGUCUACGCUCUGUCUGCAGAUUUGGCUAAGUAUAAGGACAGGCAUGGCAACUAGUAGGGAGAGAGAGAGACCUCCUGCCCGCAAAGUCGCUCGCAGAGUUGAAGUAACAUCAUCAUGAUGGAAGUUGAUGGAAAGUCAUGCGCUUGAUUGAAUGGUGGCAAUGAUAGCCAUUCGAAUUUUGAAUGGCUGUCAAAUUUUUGAAUACGGCAAGUGGGCGGCGGACCACAACGCGGGCCAGCUCAAAAAGAAGAAGGGCCGCUGGCAGCGGGAAAAGGGCAUCGCCACAUCACUCUCACGAAAUGUGCAAAAUGAGAAUGAACUUUCCGCUAGAAC
Chara braunii is the source of this 3197-nucleotide messenger RNA. The record is from the annotation of a GenBank genome assembly. NCBI's taxonomy places the organism in Eukaryota, Viridiplantae, Streptophyta, Charophyceae, Charales, Characeae.